AUAAUAAAAAAGAAGUAAGAUUCUCUCCGCCUCCUUUAUAAGAAUCGACACAGAGACGAAGAAGAAAUCAAAUCACUCAAAAACUCAUCAAAAUCAAAUCUCAAACACAGAGAAGAAACAAAAAUGGCCGCAGAAGGAGAAGUUAUCGCUUGCCACACCGUCGAAGAAUGGACUGAGAAGCUCAAAGCCGCCAACGAAUCCAAGAAACUGAUCGUGAUCGACUUCACUGCAACAUGGUGCCCACCUUGCCGUUUUAUUGCACCCAUCUUUCCUGAGUUGGCCAAGAAGCACCUAGAUGUGGUGUUCUUCAAGGUCGAUGUAGACGAAUUGAACGCUGUUGCUAAGGAAUUUGACGUCCAGGCAAUGCCAACGAUUAUCUUCAUGAAAGAAGGAGAGGUCAAGGAUACCGUGGUUGGUGCUGACAAAAAUGAAAUCCUUACCAAGCUCCAGAAGCACACUAGCGUUGCUGCAGCUUGAUUCGCUUUCUCUCUACCUAUGUUGCUAAAACGUUUAGUGUUUUAAUAAAUCCUUGUUCACCUGAGUCUUUUACCUUGAUUGUGCUCUAUGUGUGGUGAAUAAAUGUUGCAAACUCGAUAAGUCGCAGCUAUGCUAAUUGUUCGUUCAUGUUACUAUUACUAUUGAGAUUGUGUUGUUAUGUCAGAAUUUUCUCGGUUUACAUC
Arabidopsis lyrata subsp. lyrata is the source of this 680-nucleotide messenger RNA. RefSeq names its product thioredoxin H3. Bases 124 to 477 code for a protein of 117 amino acids. The transcript has 3 exons. The record is from RefSeq and is a predicted model, not a curated record. NCBI's taxonomy places the organism in Eukaryota, Viridiplantae, Streptophyta, Magnoliopsida, Brassicales, Brassicaceae.